Messenger RNA from Capra hircus (goat), 936 nucleotides. Its product is annotated as olfactory receptor 8B12-like. Gene Ontology annotation, cellular component: membrane. Gene Ontology annotation, biological process: G protein-coupled receptor signaling pathway; sensory perception of smell. Gene Ontology annotation, molecular function: odorant binding; G protein-coupled receptor activity; olfactory receptor activity. Lineage: Eukaryota; Metazoa; Chordata; Mammalia; Artiodactyla; Bovidae. The record is from RefSeq and is a predicted model, not a curated record. The transcript has a single exon. The coding region runs from base 1 to 936 and encodes 311 amino acids.
AUGGCUGCAGGUAACACCUCCUCUGUGAUCGAGUUCAUCCUCACAGGCUUAACAGAUCAGCCAGAACUCCAGCUCCCCCUCUUCUUCCUGUUUCUGUGUUUCUAUGUGGUCACCGUAGUGGGGAACCUGGGUUUGAUAACGCUGAUUGGACUGAAUUCUCACCUUCAUAUUCCCAUGUACUUUUUCCUCUUCAACCUGUCCUUCAUAGAUUUUAGUUACUCCACUACCCUCACCCCUAAAAUGCUGAUGGGUUUUGUCUUAGAGAAGAACAUCAUUUCCUAUGCAGGGUGUAUGACUCAGUUCUUUUUCUUCUGUUUCUUUGUCUUUUCUGAAUCCUACAUCCUGUCGGCGAUGGCAUACGACCGCUAUGUCGCCAUCUGUAAGCCACUGAUGUACACGGUCACCAUGUCUCCUCAGGCGUGUUUACUCCUUUUGUUGGGGGUCUAUGGGAUGGGAGUGUUUGGAGCAGUGGCUCAUAUGGGAAACAUAAUGUUUAUGACCUUCUGUGGUGACGACCUUGUCAAUCACUAUAUGUGUGACAUCAUUCCCCUCCUUGAGCUCUCCUGUAACAGUUCUUACAUAAAUUUGCUGGUGGUCUUUAUUGUUGUGACCAUUGGCAUUGGUGUGCCCAUUGUGACCAUUUUUAUCUCUUAUGGUUUCAUUCUUUCUAGCAUUCUCCACAUCAGCUCCACUGAGGGCCGAUCCAAAGCCUUUAGUACAUGCAGCUCCCAUAUAAUUGUGGUUUCUCUUUUCUUUGGGUCAGGAGCUUUUAUGUACCUCAAACCACCUUCUAUUUUACCCCUUGAUCAGGGGAAAGUGUCCUCUGUAUUCUAUACUGCUGUGGUGCCUAUGCUUAACCCAUUAGUCUAUAGUCUGAGGAAUAAGGAUGUUAAAGUUGCCCUGAAGAAAACCUUGAGCAUAAAAACCUUCUCUUGA